This is a messenger RNA of Perca flavescens (yellow perch), 4147 nucleotides long. Its product is annotated as serine/arginine-rich splicing factor 11-like. Gene Ontology annotation, molecular function: RNA binding. The record is from RefSeq and is a predicted model, not a curated record. NCBI's taxonomy places the organism in Eukaryota, Metazoa, Chordata, Actinopteri, Perciformes, Percidae. Bases 2624 to 3661 code for a protein of 345 amino acids. The transcript has 11 exons. Gene Ontology annotation, cellular component: nucleoplasm.
AGUUCCAGGAGCCAGAGUCUGUUGGAGUGUCUCAACAUCUGACAAACACCGUGUUUGUGGACAGAGCAUUGAUUGUGGUCCCAUUUGCUGAAGGUUUGUCGUCACAUCAUUAUUUCCACGUAUGAGUGGUUCUUGUUGAUUGAAUGGCAUGAAUAGUGAAAAUGUUAAAGAGUAAAAAGGAUAUAUUUGUCCCAUUUGUGAAUUGCACAAGUCAGCUCACCUUGGCCUGUUUAUAUAAGCUUUUAAGAUACUUUCAAUGAUACUGGUAAUGCCAUUCCCUCCCAUUGUAUAUAAGAAGUGCUUAAAGCAGACCUGUAUUGUCAGAUUUUUUGAUAUACUGUGGUAGCACAUCCCAAAUCUGUUUUACCACAACAAUGCAAUUCUUUUGAUAAACUGGAUUGUAUUUAUUUGGGCAAAUGCAUAUCAAGCAGUAUGUCUCUGCCUAAAACAAUAAUUUGUCCUGCAUUUAGAAAGCGCAGUAUACCAAAAUCUGCUUCACAGACUAGGAGUUGAACAAUCCCAAGCUGUCGGCGCCGCAGUGAAGUGAAGUUGUUAAUACUCCUAACCAUAUGCAUUUUAUUUUCUCCCCCAUAUUGGACUAUCCACUGUUAAACUUCUCUCUGUUAUUUGUGUGUGUGUAUGUGUGUGUGUGUGAUUUUUGUAGUGAAGAAGGCAAAAGCAGCCCCCUCGUUGAUGGCUGAAAGUGGUCCUCUGCCUGCCAACAGGGGAUUGUAGACAUUUUCAAAGGCCAGCAAGCAUUCAAGUCCCACCCCACUCUUUUUUGUGUCCUCUAUUCUUUCUCUGCCUUCUCUUUCUCUUUCCUUCUGUCUAAUUAAUCUUUUCUAGGUGGUUUAGUUUAGAGCAAAAGGUCAGAUAUCGGGGACGUAGCCUAAACCAGUGCUCAUUUUGCAUUGUUUUGCAACAUUUUGGAACGGCUUCUUAGCCAUUUUAUGGCUAAAGCAUUGUUCCUUAACAGAUAAGGCUGGCAAUAUUCUUCAUUUUUUGAUGUCAACCAAUCCCCUGAAAAGACCAUCAUUGACCAAAAACAAUUUACAGCACAUCAGUGAGCCACACUGUUGCACAGGGUGACUUUUAUUGUUCAUUAUGAUGAAAGCAGGCACUGUAGUUUAUUUUCAGGCACCGCACUGCAGCCAUGAAUACUCGCUAAAACACGCUACACACACCCACCACUAAAAAUAGUCCCCAACAACUGUACUAUUUACUUCUGUAUGAAAACCUUUGCUGAAAACUACAGCUCUCAGUUGUUUUAGUCUUUUAUGAAAAUGAAAUUAUAUAUUUGUCACUUGUUAUUUCAGUGGUAACAAAUGGGAUUGUGGCAGAGAGCAGAAAGUAUUGUUUUAGAUUAUUUUUGGGGGGCUUUUUUGCCUUAAUUUAAUAGUAAAGUUGAAGAUUGACAGAAAAGGGGGAAGAUAGAGGGCGCGACAUGCAGCAAGCCUUAGUAUAUGGGGCGCACACUCUACCAGGUGAGCUACCUGGACGCCGCAGAAAGCAUUGUUGACAAUAACCAAAAAUAUAAUAUCGCCAACCUUAUCUAUAAAAAUGUGAAAAUUAACUCUUGAAAGGAGAAAGCUUUGAAAUACAAUACAUUAGUUGGGUUUAGUGGUAAAAGCCUAUACAAAGAUACUGAGUGUUAAUAAUUACUUGGGUGCAAAAACCACAAUGCCCAGGCAACUGACACUACACAUACUCACCCAUAUAAGAGCAGUUAAUUGUGUGACUUAACAAAGGAACACUAGUCAAUGAUUGGUUAUUUUAUAUAAUAGCAGUACUACAUCUCAUCAUAAGUUGUCUUAAGAUGCCCACCCGACAUGACACUGUGUUGGUAAAAUAUAUUCUCUUUAACAGUCGUCUUCUUUUGUUGUUGUGUUUUACAGUUCUUUUUCCUGGCUCAGCCAGUCCUGUAUACCAGGCCCUGCUGAAAAUACCAUCCAACAGUUUUGUGUCCUGCAGCAAUUUCUCUCUCUUCAGUGUGCUUUUUUUUUUACGUGAAUGUUGUCAUUGUGUGUCCGUAUUUAAGUCAUGUCCUUUUGUGAAAGAGUUUUAUUGGGGGUGGAUUUAUUGUGAAAUGAUUAUAAGGUGUUUAUUUGUUAAAUUUGGCCAACAAUCAGUGUCAUAUUGCAAAUAAAUAUGAACAAUUAUUUUUUAAUUGGACUGUGGUAGCGCAGGUUAAUCAAACCAGUCCUCUGCCUAGGUUUGUUUGAUUGAUGCAGUGGCAGGUAAGGAUACUAGAAUAAUGAUGUAAAGCAGACACGCUACCCACCCUGAAUUCUGCUAUUGUCAUUUAGUACAUACCACUAUAUGCUCUGACAUUUGUGUUUUUGGUAAGUAAACACUAAUAGCUUGUAUAGUGUUCUUGCCAAAUCCCUAAAAUUCUCUCUGUUGUGUGUAUCUCGAUUUUUCUCUGUGUGCUUUUAGUAGCGAAGCCGCCAGCGUGAGUCGCUUGUUUGAGUAAACGUCUUAAUGAAAAUUGAGGGCUCACCCAACUGGAGAAGCAGCUGUGCUUGCUAACGUUUGGUUCAUGACUUAAAAAACACGUUCAGGCUCUAUUCCAGAUGAGGCUAAAGCUUUGUCACUGUUGGCGCCAGCAAAUGCUGUUGCAGGAAUGAUGCCAGGGGGAGGACUUCUUCCAACGCCAAAUCCCAUGUCCAAUCCUAUGGGAGGGAACCCGUUCGGUAUUCCGAACAUGGAUGCAAUGGCUGCGUUUGGAUUCCCAGGACACAACAUGAAUCCCCAGGCUGCUGAUCAGCUGUUAAAGUUCAUGACCGAUCCAAAGAUGAAUCCUUUGGCUGCAGGCUUAAAUAUGAGUGCGAGCCUGAAGGCUGACGCAUCUAAUCGAGAAAUCGAAGAGGCCAUGAAGAGAGUCAGAGAGGCCCAGUCGCUCAUUUCUGCUGCAAUUGAACCUGGAAAUAAGGAGAGCAAAAAGAAGCGCUCUCGGACAAGGUCCAGGUCCAGGAAGAGGAAAUCCAGAUCACGUUCAAGACACAGGCGAACCAGAAGCAGAUCAAGGCGACCGUCAAACUCCAGAAGCAGGAGGCGCUCCAAAAGCCCUCGCAGCAGGAGACACACCGACGGCAAAGACCAAAUCAGGCUAUCUCCAAGCAGAUCCAGAGAUAGAAAGAAAGACGAUUCAGGGAGAAGAAGAUCCAAAACACCACCUAAAAGCUACAGCACAGCAAGGAGGUCCCGCAGUGAGGACCGGAGACGCCGGAGAAGUCGAAGCCCCAGCCGAUCUCCUCCUAAGAAGUCUCCUAAAAAGAGGACUCCAUCUCCUCGAAGACACAAGAAAGAAAAGAAAAGGGAUAAGGAAAGGGACAGGGACCGCAAGAGUGAUAAAGAUCACAGUCGCGAGCAACGUGAACGCUCCACCAGCAAGAAAAAGAAAAGUAAAGACAAGGAACGGGAACGGGAGGGCGAGCGGAAAUCGGACGGGGAGAAAGGAGAUGUCAAGAUCACCAGGGAUUACGAUGAGGAAGAACAAGGCUAUGACAGCGCGAAAGAGAGGGAGGACAGGAAGGAUUCUGACGACUCUGCUUUGUCUCCUCAGUCUGUAGAAGGCAACGGCACAGCGCGGCCUGUGAAGCAGGCCAAAGUUAAUGGAGCCGACGAUCACCAUGAGGAGGACAUGGAUGUCAGCGAUUGAGUAGUCUGUCCCUCUGUCUGUCAUUAUCCCUCUGUUUUGGUUGUGAACAUGUUACGACUUUUUUCUGCACUGGGGUAAAUCUAAAAUGUGAAGUGAGCGUCAAAUGUAUGGAUUUUUCACACAGAAGACUCGUCAACUCUUUUUGCAAAUGUACAAUGCAGAAUUGUCAUUUUUUGCAGGGAGUUUGCCCGAUGACAUAGUCACAUUGCUUUAAAGUACCCGUAUGCUUUUUGCCUCUAAAAACAUAGUCUGUUAAAACUGGAAGUAGGCUUACUUUGCUUUUCUUGAGCUUGUGUUGUCAGGUUUUGUCAUAUUUUUUUUCAAAUAUUGUAUCUUUUACAUUUUUGUUUAGUGUUGUGAUGUGUUCUUAAGGCCUCUUCCCCAAUCUUCUCGAAACAGUUAAUACAUUUGUUUCUUGUUAUUUGAAAGUGUUGAUUGUUUUAUCAAGGAUUUCUUUUAUAAUAAAGCCUAUUUGGAGAACCAAGA